Ziziphus jujuba (common jujube) is the source of this 585-nucleotide messenger RNA. Its product is annotated as elicitor-responsive protein 3. The coding region runs from base 1 to 585 and encodes 194 amino acids. The transcript has 4 exons. NCBI's taxonomy places the organism in Eukaryota, Viridiplantae, Streptophyta, Magnoliopsida, Rosales, Rhamnaceae. The record is from RefSeq and is a predicted model, not a curated record.
AUGAAAGGAGUAGGAGGAACACUUGAAGUACUUCUUGUUAAUGCUCAAGGCAUCAGGCACACAAAUAUUAUUGGUAGACCAGCAUAUUAUGUCCUAAUAGAGUGUGGAGCUCACAUUUUUAGAAGCAAAAUAUCAACAGGUAAAGAUGAAAAGGCUUGCUGGAAUGAAAAGUUCACAUUUGAAUUACCAUUCUCUGAUUGGAAAAAUUUAACCCAUCUCAAGUUCAGAAUUAUGGACACAGAACUCUUCACAGACGGUGGAUUUGUUGGUGACUCCAUAAUUUAUCUUGGUGGAAUAGUUAGGGAGGGAUAUGAAAGAGGAACCAUAGAAAUAAAACCAGCACCAUACAAUGUGGUGCUUGAAGAUGACACAUACAAAGGCCAAAUCAAAGUUGGGAUCAAAUUCACUACGAAUCUAAGUAUUCAGAAAGACAUGCAUAUAAUAGAUACAAUGGAGGAAAUUGCAAAGGAAAACAAACCAAGAAAAUCAAUGUGUAGCAGCAUUAUUAACUUGUGGAGAUUUCUCAGGAGCAGGUCCUUGGUGUUGUGUAAGAGAAAAGAUUACAGAAAGCAGAAGAACAAUUAG